AUGGACUCUCUGGCUUCGCUCGUUCCGCCUGCUUUGGCUCCCCUCAUCGACACCCUGGCGAGCAAUGCACAGCUUCUUGGUGUCGCAGUGAUCUCUGUCGCAGCUAUCUACCUGGGCUACGCUUUCAUUUUGAACAGCAAGGAGGCAGCUGUGACUUUCAAUGUUCCACUACCGGCUGAGGUUCGCGCCAACUGGACCGGCAAGAAAUGGGAGGAUGUGCAGGGUGAGGAGAAGAAGGUGCUUGAAGGUCAGGUCCGAGGGCAAUGGAGUGACAAGUUGAUUAUGAGUUACUGUCCUGCGGACGGACGGGUACUGGGAACCGGAAUCAAGCCGAACACCGCAGACGAUGUCAAUCGAGCGAUACAAGCUGCCAAAACUGCGCAAGUCGAAUGGGCCAAGACUAGCUUUGCCGAUAGGAGGAAGGUUCUUCGGACAUUGCUCAAAUAUGUUCUCGACCACCAAGAUGAGAUCGUCGCUGCGUGUUGCCUGGAUUCGGGGAAAACAAAAGUCGACGCCUCGUUCGGGGAGAUCCUCGUCACCGCGGAGAAGCUGAAAUGGACCAUCGACCACGGCGAAAAGGCCCUGACGGCUGAGUUCCGCCCGACAAAUUUCCUGAUGAUGUACAAAAAGAACAUGGUCACAUACGAGCCUCUGGGCGUUGUCUCCGCCUGCGUCUCCUGGAACUAUCCGUUCCACAACUUCAUCUCCCCGGUCAUCAGCGCGAUUUUCGCUGGAAAUGGUAUUGUGGUGAAGCCGUCCGAGCAGACUGCGUGGUGCACCAUGUUCUUCCUUGAAAUUAUCCGAGGCGCUCUUUCGAGCUGCGGUCAUUCGCGAGACCUAGUACAAAGCGUCGUGUGCCUUCCCGAUGUCGCAGGCGCCCUGACAUCUCACCCGGAUAUCUCUCAGCUGACCUUUAUCGGUUCCCGCCCCGUGGCCCACAAAGUGUGUGAGUCCGCAGCCAAGGCAUUGACACCAGUCACCGUAGAGCUGGGCGGGAAGGAUCCCGCCGUCAUCUUGGACGAUGCGCGGACCGUGAGCGAAGUAUCCUCCAUUGCCUCGGUGCUCAUGCGCGGUGUCUUCCAAUCCGCCGGGCAAAACUGCAUUGGCGUCGAGCGCGUCAUUGCUCUCCCAGGCGUAUACGACAAGCUCCUCGAUACCGUCGCCCCUCGCAUUCAAGCCCUCCGUCUUGGCUCCGUCCUCCUCGACUCCAAACCAAACGAUGCCCAGCAGAAACCCAACACCCCGGACAUGGGCGCGAUGAUCUCCCCGGCAUCCUUCGAUCGACUGGAAUCUCUCAUCGAAGACGCCGUCAGACAAGGCGCACGGCUCAUCUGCGGCGGCAAGCGUUACAAUCACCCUAGACACCCCCACGGCCAUUACUUCACGCCCACCCUCCUCGCCGACGUGACGCCCUCCAUGCGCAUUGCCCAGACGGAACUCUUUGCCCCGGUCUUUGUCCUCAUGCGCGCGGAAUCAGUGCCCCACGCUAUCAGCAUCGCAAACUCAACAAUGUACGCCCUCGGAGCAAGCGUAUUUGGGUAUAACCAGAAAGAUGUCGCGGCGUGUGUAUCUCAAAUCAAAGCGGGCAUGGUGUCCGUGAACGACUUUGCCAGUUACUACGCGGUGCAGCUGCCGUUUGGCGGCGUCAAGGGUUCCGGAUAUGGUCGGUUCGCCGGAGAAGAGGGUCUCCGGGCCGUGAGUAACAUCAAGGCAAUUUGUGUAGACCGCUUCCCCAGGUUGAUGGCUACGCGGAUACCCCCGAGAGUGGACUAUCCGAUUCAGAAGGGUGAGGAUGAUAAGCAGAAUGGGACUGGCGCUUGGGAGCUGUGCAAGGGUGUGGUUGAGACGGGGUAUCAGUUGACGCUGGCUGGCAGGUUAAGUGGGAUCCUGCGGCUAUUGAAGAAUAUGUAA
Aspergillus fischeri NRRL 181 is the source of this 1911-nucleotide messenger RNA. Its product is annotated as aldehyde dehydrogenase family protein. Gene Ontology annotation, molecular function: aldehyde dehydrogenase (NAD+) activity. The record is from RefSeq and is a predicted model, not a curated record. Bases 1 to 1911 code for a protein of 636 amino acids. NCBI's taxonomy places the organism in Eukaryota, Fungi, Ascomycota, Eurotiomycetes, Eurotiales, Aspergillaceae. The transcript is spliced from 3 exons.